ACGAAAUUUACUUCAAGUUAUUCCGGACACCCUGUAUAUUAAUAUUAAUUUUAAUUUCGCUCAUAAAAUUAACAAUUAACAAACAAAAGGGUAAUUAAAGAAAACCCAAGUUUGCACGCUUAAUGUUCACCGAGCCAUUAUAAAUUCAUUAUGAUUAUUGCAUACCGUCAGAUAGGUUGUACAAGUUCCCUCUACCAAAUGGGUACUACCUGUGUAACCGCGCACGCGAAACUAGACUUUAUCCGUGUCGCGUAUAGAGAACCACCUUGUAUCUACAGGUGAAAUCACCCAGGUAAAAUUUUAUAGUUGCGUAUUAGGUCUACCACACUGAAGAUAAUACCGCGGUUGCCGAUGGUAACAUUGUGAUUUAUUUGUGCAACAAAAAAAUAAUAAAACGAAAAUGAAGAAUUAUUGUUGGUGUUUUAGUAUAAUAAUUGUGUGUUCAGGUGUGGUACUCGGUGCUAGUGUUGGAGGUAUUACAGUGGGUGGUGCCAAAUGCGGACAAAUAACUUGCAAACAAACUCAGUAUUGUUCAAGUUUUGAUAAUACUUGUCAAGAAUGUGACCUGGUUUGCAAUACGAAAAGUCACAAUUAUGAAGAAGCUGUUUGCGAAAAGCAAUGUCAAGAUUAUUUGCACGAUAUUAGAUACGCAAGAAAAGAUGGCAGCAGCAAUGACGACCUCAGAAGUACAGUGGAUCGUCUCUCACAAAUGGUGACCAUCACAUUGACACUAACCAUCUUAAUGCUGCUAAUAUUAGCCGGCGUACUAUGUUUCCAAUUAUACAGAUGGAAAAUAAAGAAAAACAUUUCUUUGAAAGAUAUUUCAAAUUCUUUCUUCAAAAAGAACGAAACUACUGCAACCACUCCAGAUAACAGAGAAAACAAAAAAAGAGACAUGUGUCUCGAAAUGCCCGGUUCUAAUGUGAAUUCUGAGCACAGUCCUGUUACUGUUACAACAUCCAUUGACCGAAGACCAGCCGAAGAUAGUACUUUGGAUUAUUCUUAUGAUAAUCCAGUAAUGAGACAUACAAAUAUUAGUUAACAACAUUACGUCACAUCAACUUGGGUUUGUUGCAGCCUCAUAGAAAAAAGAUAUCUAAUAAUCGGGCACUGAGCAAAAAUAUUGUAUAUAGUAGUAUAUAUUAGUACAGAACGUCCUAGAACAGUUAAACGUCCAUUGAUUCCGUUCAUUGUUUUGACUAAGUUUUAAGGCACAAAUUUUUUAUUUAUUUUAAAUUGUCAAAACCAAAGCAAUAAUACACCGUGAUUGUCGUAGCCCGUGCAUUAGAAUUCAAUUGAAUUGCAGGUGGAUUAUUAGAGAUAGCAUCUAAUCCACCUGCAAGCUAAUGCAGGGGCUACGUAAAUCACCCUGUAUAUGAUAUGAUAUUGAUAAAUAAAUAGGUUGGUUCCAAAUUAAAAAUGCCAUCCUGGUUUUGAUUAGUGCAAUAAGAAUACAAUACUCUUUUUGUUCGUUAGACAUCAGCAUAAGCUGUUAGAGUUCAAGCAUCACGAAUAUGUUACGUUGUUUAGGCAUUAAUUUAUUUUCUGGAUAAAAUUUGUUUUCCUAAUUGUAAAAUGUACUUAAAUGUAAAACGCUUAUUAUUAUUAUUAUUGUUAAUAUUUUAUGUUGAAUAAAAAUUGGUAAACUUAAUUAGUAUAGGUACCCAAGGUUGUUCAAUUCCUUAUCAUCUUUAUUAUUGAAUUUUUCUGAUUAGUCAUCACUAUUGUAUUGUUAAAACAAUUAUUACAGUCGUCAUGUAUUCAAAGAUAAAUGUUUUGCCAUUUUCAGAGAACAACUAAAAUGUGGCAAUUCUGAUACACAGGUGCAUGCAUACAGUGUGAGUCAAUUAAAUCUAAACUGUGUUUUCUUUUUUUUUUUAAUCCACUUAUCCUUGAAAAUUCAACUAACUCCCAUAUGGCGGAAUUUGUUUUUGCAUAUAGGGUGACACUUUAAUUUGAUUGUGUGUUUUUUGAUAGCAAUAUGUCACAACCCCUAUACGUUUCAUCCUGAAACGUAACACAGGAGCGUGACCUGGGGGCGUAGGUGAGGUUCAGGUAGAGAUAAACUCGC
Messenger RNA from Ceutorhynchus assimilis (cabbage seed weevil), 2071 nucleotides. Lineage: Eukaryota; Metazoa; Arthropoda; Insecta; Coleoptera; Curculionidae. The record is from the annotation of a GenBank genome assembly.